AUGUACUUCAAAAUCGUAGCAGUCAGCAUUCUUGUGGCAGUCUGCCAUGCGGGCAUCAUCGACGAGGGACACGGCCAUGCCGUCUCAUCCCAAAGCAUUGUCCGCCACGACCAGCCCACUAAUGGAGCCACACACUACGCUCCCAUAGUUUCUCACGCUGCUCCCGUCUUGACCCAUGCUGCUCCAAUUGUUCACCACGCUGCUCCUCUCCUCCACUCCGCCCCCGUCGUUCAACAUGUCGCCGCGGUGUCCCACUCGGCACCAAUCGCUCUAGCUCAUGCAGAACAGAUCGAAGACCACGCACCAGCUCACUACGAAUUCUCCUACUCAGUCGAAGACCCACACACUGGUGACCACAAAUCUCAGCACGAAAGCCGCGAAGGAGAUGUUGUAAAAGGAGAAUACUCUCUGGUCCAGCCCGAUGGUGCCGUAAGAACCGUCGAAUAUACCGCUGAUGCUCACAAUGGCUUCAACGCUGUCGUGCACAACUCCGCUCCAUCAGCCCAUGCUGCUCAAACUCAAGCAGAGCACGCAGGCUCCGUGGUCCAUGCCGCGCCCGUUGUUCACGCCGCGCCCGUGGUCCAUGCUGCUCCCGUCGUCCAUGCUCCCAUUGUUCAUGCCGCUCCAUUGGUUCACGCCACUCCCGUGAUCCACGCGACACCUUACCUAGCCCACCAUUAA
This is a messenger RNA of Vanessa atalanta (red admiral), 681 nucleotides long. RefSeq names its product cuticle protein 19-like (gene CPR92). Gene Ontology annotation, cellular component: extracellular matrix. Lineage: Eukaryota; Metazoa; Arthropoda; Insecta; Lepidoptera; Nymphalidae. The record is from RefSeq and is a predicted model, not a curated record. The transcript is spliced from 4 exons. The coding region runs from base 1 to 681 and encodes 226 amino acids.